CAUUUGAAAUGACAAUUAUAUGCCAUAUGACAAGAGUAUGAUGAGCAAAAGAAUCAAGGCAACAAAACCUGAAAACGUCCUUUUUAGAAAAGAUAGAUGGUACUAAGCUAUUGCUAUUGAUGCUUAUUUAGGCAGAAAAAUCUCUUAUGUCAAUAAUAAAUAUAGUAAUACAUAUGGGGAGUUGGAUGACAGUAAUAAGAUUGUUUAUGACACAAUAUUGAUAGCAACAGGAACAGAUCCUGUAGAUCCUCCAAUUAAAGGAAUUGAGAAUCAACCAGUCUUUUAUAUCAAUUCCCUUGACUCUCAUUAAUAGAUGAAGUAAAAACAGAAAAUUAUAAAUGAUCUGAUAUUUUGAUCUUUCUAUCUUAGUCUAUC
Paramecium octaurelia is the source of this 375-nucleotide messenger RNA. NCBI's taxonomy places the organism in Eukaryota, Ciliophora, Oligohymenophorea, Peniculida, Parameciidae. The record is from the annotation of a GenBank genome assembly.